Molecule: messenger RNA, 1946 nt
Organism: Dryobates pubescens (Downy woodpecker)
Lineage: Eukaryota; Metazoa; Chordata; Aves; Piciformes; Picidae
Gene: RETREG3
Product: reticulophagy regulator family member 3
Exons: 9
Coding region: 41-1348 (435 amino acids)
Biological process (GO): reticulophagy
Source: RefSeq, a predicted model, not a curated record
CAUGUCGGCGGCGGCCGGAUGUUGAUGUCGUGAAGGAGCGAUGGCGGCGGCGGGGUCUGGCGGGCCCGGCGAGCGGCAGCGGAGGGUGCAGGCGCUGAGCGCGGCGCUGCGGGGCCGCCUGGGGCCCUACGAGCCGCUGCUGAGCGCCGCGCAGGCCGCGUUGGUGUGGGAGCGGCCGGGCCGCAGCGCGCUGUGGUGGGCGGUGGCGCACGGCCUCUUCUGGUUUUUUGCUCUGACUUCUCUUCGCUUGCUGUUCCUGCUCUCGCUCACCCUCAUGGUAGUUGUUUGUCUGGAUCAGUGGAAGCACAAAAUCUGGCCUGAAAUUGGGGGGGCAAGACCUGGCGAGGUAGACAGUGAGAGCUGGGGCUACGUCCACCCUCGGCUGCUCGGGGUGCCAGAGCUCUGCCACCAUCUGGCUGAAGGAUGGGUGGCUGGCAGCAGCUUCUUCAGUAAUCUCCUGGUUUUCAAGAGGCAAAACCCUGGCAAGUUUUGCCUUCUAGCCUGUGGAGUCUUUACUUUCCUGGCUGUCCUGGGCCGGUACAUCCCUGGGCUCCUGCUCUCCUACCUGCUGUUGCUCCUCAUCCUGCUGUGGCCCCUUGCUGUGUACCACAGGCUGGGGCAGCGCUUGUACCUGCGGCUGGAGCCAGCUCUGCAGCGGCUGGAUUUCAGCGUCCGAGGCUACAUCAUCUCCAGGCAGCGAGAGAAGCAAUUGCGUUGCAGAGCCCUUCACCAGGAGGCUGUGGAGGAUGGGAGUGACAGCGAGGAGGAGCUGGCUGCCUUCUGCCCCAAGCUGGAUGACUCUGUGGUUGCCAAGGAGUUAACCAUCUCCGACUCGGAGCACUCGGACGCGGAGGUUUCCUACACGGAGAAUGGAAUCUUCAACCUCUCCCGGGGCCAGACCCCCCUGACCGAGGGCUCCGAGGACCUGGAUGGACACAGUGACCCAGAGGAAUCUUUUGCCAGGGAUCUGCCUGACUUCCCUUCCAUCAACCCAGAAGCAGCUGGCUUCGACGAGGAGGACGACACCAGCAUUGGGCUGCCCAGCCUGGCCUUCCGCUCGCAAGCCACGGAGGCCGCGCCGCCGGAGCAGGAGCUGGGCGCGCUGCCGGCCGUGCAGCACCUCACCAACAACAUUGCUGGCUUUGUCACCAGGGGGGUGAUCCAGCUGGCACUGUCGGGAGCCCCGCAGGCAGGCUCCGCUCGCAGCCAGCAGCCCCCGAGAGCCGCGAAGCCCCUCCUCCGGGCGGGCAGCUCGGACUUGGACACGGACGCGGAGGGAGAUGACUUUGAGCUGCUGGAUCAGUCUGAGCUGAGCCAGCUGGACCCUGCUGGCUCACGUGGCCAGUAGACCCCCAGCACCUCCCUCUGGUUUUCUGUUGUGCAUCAUGGAGGGAGCCCUGGAAGGAGAAGUUUUGCACAGUUCUCUGGAUGGUCUCCUGUGUAUGAGUGAGGCGACAGCCAGCCCCAGGAGCACCUCUGUGACUCUGUAGCCUUGCUUGGGUUUGAAAAUAAACUGCACUGGUAACUCGUAGGGAAAGGCACUGAUGUGAGAGCCCCACAAUCACCACUGCCCUGCACUGCCUGCUGGAUGCUGCUUGCUCCACCUCUCCUCGCCUAAGACAGCAACUCUGGGGUUGCAGCUCUGGAGGCUGCUGCUCAGACCGAGCCGGUGUCACCGAGGACAAUCCCAAAGCCAACCUUCCAGGGCUGCUGUGUAACUGACUGGGUGAACAGGAUUCCUUUUUCCCUCGGACUGAGAGUCUGGGACUCGAUGCUGUUUUGUCUGAGACAACCAUUCCUGCUCCUGAGAUGUCCACAGAAUCCAGGUCUUCUCUCCCAGCACUAUCUGGGUAGGAACAGUCCCCCUGCUCCUGCUGUGGGCCCAUCAGUGUCUGACCACAGUGUUUGUAUUUGCCCUGGCCCCAGCCCUGGGUUCCAGCUUUCCA